Wasmannia auropunctata (little fire ant) is the source of this 3340-nucleotide messenger RNA. Its product is annotated as serine/threonine-protein phosphatase 6 regulatory ankyrin repeat subunit B-like. Gene Ontology annotation, molecular function: protein binding. NCBI's taxonomy places the organism in Eukaryota, Metazoa, Arthropoda, Insecta, Hymenoptera, Formicidae. The record is from RefSeq and is a predicted model, not a curated record.
UCCUACUGCUUCCCCAUCAGGCAAGGAUCGGGAAUUCCAUGUCAUGGCAUAUCCUACUGUUUCCCGCAAUCAAACCAGAAUCGGGAAUUCCGUAUUACGGCAAACCCUACUCUUUCCCGAUCAGGCGUUCGUCAUGCAUCUAGCAUUCCCGAUCUAAUGUCUGCUCAUAUCUUCCCUUUCCCCAAGUAACCGUCGCGGUGUGCACACGCGUUAGAGCAAGUGUCGAUAGUGUGUAUACAUGUAUCAGAAUGUGCGAGCAAGGCAGCUGCACCCGAGCAAGUAACAGCAAAAUCUUAGUAAAUUGAUCUUAUUGUAUGUUUUAUUUUAUUAUUUUUUUCGAAGACUGCGAGUGCCUCGAACUUGUCUAUGGAAUUAAAAUAAAUUCAAACUGCAUACAACGUUAACAGGUGUGCUUCACAUGAAUGUUAUGGCUGCCGCACAUGAUAAUGCGAAAGAGAAUAGCGAUCGUUCAGUCAAAGUGGCGGAACUAUUAAUGGAUGCAAUAGUUAGAAGCGCAGGAAAGGCUGCACAAGAAUUACUGAAGAAUUACAAUGAGGAUGCGAGCAUUCUCAGCAGUGCCAAAAUGACAUGCCUGCAUGUGGCCGCAAGGCAGGGUCAACGUGAACUAUGCACCCUCCUUCUAGAUGCUGGUGCUUCUUUACAUAUGGUCGACGAGAAAGGAAACACGCCUUUGCAUUAUGCGAUACUCGGCAAUCAGCCAGAAACAACGGGUCUACUGUUAUCGCGAGGCGCAGCCAUAAAUGCUCUCAACUACGAAGGAGAUAGUGCUCUGCAUACGGCUGCGUUGUAUGGUUACCGCGAACUCUGCAUCCUUCUUUUAGACGCUGGUGCUUCUUUGCGUGUGCUCGACAAGAACGGAAACACACCUUUGCAUUGCGCGGUACUGAAAAAUCAUCCAGAAACAACGGAUCUAUUGAUAUCUCGCGGCGCAGCCAUCAAUGCCGUUAACAACGCCGGACGUAAUGCUCUGCAUGAGGCCGCGUCGUAUGGUCACCGCGAACUCUGCACCCUCCUUUUGGAUGCUGGUGCUUCUUUACAUUUGGUCGACAAGGGCGGAAACACGCCCUUGCAUUGCGCGGCACUCAACAAUCACCCAGAAACAACGGGUCUACUGUUAUCGCGAGGCACAGCCAUAAAUGCUCUCAACUACGAAGGAAAUAGUGCUCUGCAUACGGCUGCGUUGUAUGGUUACCGCGAACUCUGCAUCCUUCUUUUAGACGCUGGUGCUUCUUUGUAUGUGUACGACAAGAACGGAAACACACCUUUGCAUUGCACGGUACUGAAAAAUCAUCCAGAAACAACGGAUCUAUUGAUAUCUCGCGGCACACCCAUCUUUGCCGUUAACAACGCCGGACGUAAUGCUCUGCAUGAGGCCGCGUCGUAUGGUCACCGCGAACUCUGCACCCUCCUUUUGGAUGCUGGUGCUUCUUUACAUUUGGUCGACAAGGGCGGAAACACGCCCUUGCAUUGCGCGGCACUCACCAAUCAACCAAAGAUAACGGAUCUAUUGAUAUCUCGCGGCGCAGACAUCCAUGCCUUUAACAACGCCGGACGUAGUGCUCUGCAUGUGGCCGCGUCGUAUAGUCAGCGCGAACUCUGCACCCUCCUUUUGGACGCUGGUGCUUCUUUACGUGCAGUCGACAAGGGCGGAAACACGCCCUUGCAUUACGCGGCAUUCAACAACCAGCCAGAAGUAAUGGAUCUACUAUUAUCCCGAAGAGCGGUAGUCAAUGAAGUCGACAACAACAGACAUACUGCUCUGCACAUGGCAGUUAACAAACAGCACGUCCAAUGCGUCAAAGUGCUGCUGCGUUAUCAUUGCGACGUCCAGCUCCAGGACAUGUAUGGCUAUACGGCGUUGCACUAUGCGAUCAAGAACAACGCGUUGGAUGUGAUCGAUGCGUUAUGCAUCGAGAGGGUCGACUUAACAUUAAAUGACAAGAAGGGCUUUAACAUGCUGCAUUAUGCCGCGUUUGUGGGCAACGUUUAUGCAACAAAGAGGCUGGUUACACAAGUGCCUCACUUGGUGGAUGUGAAAAUGAAGGACGGAAAUGCAGCGUUGCAUCUAGCAGCGUUGAAAGGACACAGAGAAGUCGCGUCUAUGCUUCUUUCGCAGAAUGGCGGCCUCGCCGAAGUGAAUUUGCGUAACAAUUUAGGACAAACGCCAUUGCACUUAGCAACUUCAGAAGGACACUUGUCGCUCGUCGAACUGCUGGUACAGCAUAAUGCGGACGUCGGUAAUAUAGAUGUGAACGGAAACACCGUACUGCAUAUUGCGUGCGAUUUAGCCAAGAACAAGAGCCAAAAAAUUGUGUCUAUACCCGAAAGUAUCCGAGAUUUACCACUUAUACAUGCGUAUAAGUGGUACGCUGUACGUUACUGUCUUUCAAUUUGUUCUCGCAAUGUAGUUGAAGUGGCGGAACAGUUGAUGGAUGCAAUAGUUACAGGCGCGGGAGACGCUGCACAAGAAUUCCUGAAAAACCACCCUGACAAUGUGGACGCGAACAUUUUCAGCAGCGCCAAAAUGACAUGCCUGCAUGUGGCCGCGAAGAAAGGUCAACGCGAACUCUGCACUCUCCUUCUGGACGCUGGUGCUUCUUUACAUAUGGUCGACGAAAAGGGAAACACGCCUUUGCAUUAUACGAUACUCGGCAAUAAACCGAAGAUAACGGAUCUAUUGAUAUCUCGCGGCGCAGCCAUCAAUGCCGUCAACAACGCCGGAAAUAGUGCUCUGCAUAAUGCCGCGUCGUAUGGUCACGGCGAACUCUGCACCCUCCUUUUGGACGCUGGUGCUUCUUUACAUGCAAUCAAUAAGAAUGGAAAUACGCCCUUGCAUUGCGCGGCAUUCAACAAUCAGCCAGAGAUAGCGGAUCUACUGUUAUCGCGGGGCGCAGCCGUCGAUGCCGCCAAUAACGACAGGUGUAGUGCUUUGCAUGUGGCCGCGAGAAAAAAUCAGCUCGAACUCUGCACCCUUCUACUGGACGCUGGUGCUUCUUUGCGUAUGCUCGACAAGUACGGAAAUACACUCUUGCAUUACGCGGCAUUCAACAAUAAUCAGCAGAUAAUAGAGCUGCUGUUAUCGCGAGGCGCAUCCAUCAAUGCUGUCAACAACCUAGGACGUACUGUUCUGUAUGUGGCCUCGUAUAAUUGUUCGCGCGAGGUUUGCACCCUUCUUCUGGACGCUGAUGCUUCUUUGCAUGUAGUCGACGUGGAUGGAAACACGCCCUUGUGUUACGCGGCAAUAUGCAAUCGGGUGGACAUAACGGAUCUACUGUUAUCGCGAGGCGCAGCCAUCGAUGCUGUCAACAAUAAUAAAGAA